Molecule: messenger RNA, 885 nt
Organism: Acyrthosiphon pisum (pea aphid)
Lineage: Eukaryota; Metazoa; Arthropoda; Insecta; Hemiptera; Aphididae
Exons: 2
Coding region: 400-780 (126 amino acids)
Source: RefSeq, a predicted model, not a curated record
AGUUUGACACUUAACUAUUCAUUAUAAUAUUCGAACUCGUCGUCCGAUAACAGUAUCAUUUCGUAUGGAUUUUUGUGACGACAGCCAACGUUAAUUUCGAUCAGUGGCGAUAAUAACACAUGAUAACAAUGUUGUCAUUAUGCAGUCGACGGCCGUGGCGUAUUAUAUUAUUUUUCUGGCCUCAAACGGUCGCCCGUGACGACUCAUCACACGACGCGCGUCGACAUCGUACGCCGCCGGCUAUAUUUACGGACAGCUACGAUUGACGGACAUUGAACGAGAAAAAAUCAAAUCACUCCACACCCGCCUACAGUCACCGCGUGGUAUCGUACGACAUAGUUUUUAACAGAAAAUUGACUUCGCCUACGUCAAAGUUAACGCCGAGUGGAGAUCAUCGCGAUGACCGACGCCAAAUCGAAACGUGGCGUGUCGUUGGAGGACCCGCAGCUCAACACCGACUUCACGUACAACUUAGACUCGUGCGUGGUGCAGGGUUCGCGGGAGGACAGGGACACGACAGCCACCGGACAGGGCGUAGUGGAACGCGUGUGGAUCACAAGCCGGCCGCCGAGGCUGGGCCACGGCGUCGAGCCGACGGUCACUGCGCGCCGUACGUACGUGAUGCUCACGUACGUGCAGGGCCAGAUGAUCGACACCGGCGAGAUGAUCUGCAAAAAGGUGUGCACGAUUGGCGGCAAGGACGACUCGGUCAACACGGCCGCCGCUGCCAACCCCAACAAGCAGGCGUCGUCGUGUCCCCGCGGUCAGCCGUGUGACUGACGAGAUCUCUCCGUACCAUGAUAAUAUUUUAUAUAAUAUGAUGAUAAUAGAAAAAUUAUAGUGUGUCGAUAUUAUAAACAAGAAAUAAAAACUAUAAACAUCCGA